AUGCCUGCUAUUGGUCCUUUGUCCGCCGACCCUGAGGCGCCUCAGCAAUACAAACAGCCCUCCCGAAAAGGCAAAAAGGCAUGGAGAAAACAUGUCGAUGUUACCGAAGUAGAGAAGGGUCUUGAAAAGCGGAACGAGGAGAUUAUCCAAGGUGGUGUUUACAAAGAGCGACCGUCAGAAUCGCUCUUUACCCUCGAUGUGGUCGGAGAUUCUGCCAUACCCAAGAAGCACCCCAAGCAUAUCAAGAAAACUCUAAAGGCAGACGAGAUCAUUGCAGCACGCUCAGCAGUUCCUGCCGUGUCUUCCAGGAAACGAUCCGCUGACAGCAAAACGACUGACGGCGUUCUCCCGGUAAAGAGGAUUCGCAAGGAUUUCGUGGCGCAGAAAGAACUUCACCGCCUGCGGAAGGUCGCCGACGGCCAUCACGAAUCUACAAUCACCAUCGCCGAUGCUAGCUAUGACGUCUGGGCGGAGGCAGAACCAGAGGAAGGACCUGUCGUUUUGAAGACUGGUGAUAAACUCGAGUUUGUGUCCAAGCCGGUCAAGGCAAAAGCCCCAGAGACUUUGAGGCACCAACCCAUAAGCUUAGCCGCCAAUGGCAAACCUGUGCCUGCCGUUCCGACUCCAGAAGGCUCCUACAGCUACAACCCUCUCUUCACCGAUUACGUUGAGCGGUACAACGCAGAGGGUGCCAAGGCUGUAGAGGCAGAGAAGCAGAGAUUGGCAGAGGAGGCAGCCGAGAAAUUGCGGGCUGAGGCUGUCGCGCGCUCAGCGGCGGAGGCAGAGGCCGCUGAGGCUCGGGCUGAUCUAUCAGAGUGGGAGGAAGACUCAGCAUGGGAAGGGUUCACGAGCGGCGGUGAGGAUUUGCCAAUUAAGUCCAAGCGGCCGGAGAGGAAGACGCAAGCACAGCGUAACAGGAUAAAGCGAAGGAAAGAGGAGGAGCAGAGGCGGAAAGAAAAGGCUGCUCAAAAGCUCAAGAACAUUCAGUCGGCCAAGAUAAAGGAACUAGCCGCUGAGAUUGAGGAGCGGGAGGCGGCCGCCCUGGCCAAGGUCGAGAUGAGCGACGACAGCGACGUGGGAGAUGAGAAUGAACUCAGGCGCAGGCAGUUGGGUAAGUUCCGGCUGCCAGAGAAGGACCUAGAGCUUGUCCUGCCCGACGAGCUGCAGGACUCGUUGCGGUUACUCAAACCUGAGGGAAAUCUACUCAAGGACAGGUAUCGCAGUCUGAUAGUCCGUGGCAAGAUGGAGGCCAGGAUGAAGCGGCCUUUCAGGAAGCAAGGCAAGUCAACGGUCACGGAGAAAUGGUCUUACAAGGACUUCAGAAUAUGA
Pyricularia grisea is the source of this 1329-nucleotide messenger RNA. RefSeq lists its product as uncharacterized. The coding region runs from base 1 to 1329 and encodes 442 amino acids. Gene Ontology annotation, molecular function: 5S rRNA binding. The transcript is spliced from 2 exons. Gene Ontology annotation, biological process: rRNA processing; ribosomal large subunit assembly. The record is from RefSeq and is a predicted model, not a curated record. Gene Ontology annotation, cellular component: nucleolus. NCBI's taxonomy places the organism in Eukaryota, Fungi, Ascomycota, Sordariomycetes, Magnaporthales, Pyriculariaceae.